AGAUUGGGUGGAAGAUGAGGUCCUCCAGUUUUUUCCUCUCGUGCAGGCGGCUCAGGACUCGAACAACUACGACUCCGCUGCCCCCAUCAAGUUCCCCACCAUCCUGCACGACGCCAAGCUGAUCCUCAAGAAGCUGGGCUACGACCUCACGAAUGGGGACCCGUUUCUCCUCCUGGGAUUCGCUAGGCUCGAAGGCCCCGACCCCGCAGUCAUCAGCAUCGGUGCUCGCUGCAGGACGGCCAAGGCGAUCCUCGCCAUGCACGCGCAGUGGCUGGAGGAGGACAAGUCCGAGGCCAUUUCGCUCAUCGCCCGCCCCGUGCAGGCGACUUCCGAGACUGUCAACGGCCUUCCAGAGCUGAUGUCCAACCGCAGGAAGCUCCGCGUCCCGAAACUCGAUCCCUACAAAGAGGUCGGGUUCGGUGCCGUACGUGCCAUCGCGGCGAACACCCAUUCUGACAGCGUGAUCCUCACGCAGUGGUCGAACAUCCUUGGGGUCUCCCACCCGCGCCUUGGCUCUCCCGACGACGCGCGGAAGCUAGGGACUCUGCUGGAAAAGGGGGGCGAGAGGUGGUUGGACAUGGGAGCGGGGAAGAAGAUCAUAGUCUGGCCCCCUGCGGAUGCAAACGCCCUGUCCAGAUGCUUGGCAGCUUACCUCCGGAGAGCCGAUCCGCAAGCCAGGCCUGCCUCGCUCGUGCUGGUCGCCACGUUCCCGGCCGCCCCAGGCUACAACACAGUUGUCACCUUCGACAUGCGCAGCUCCUUCCUCACGGAGUUCGUCAAGCUCGCUGGGGUGGCGGAGGCCGGCAACAUCAAUAUUCGCAUGCACCGCCGGAGCCCCACCAGUGCCAAGGAGGUUCCCCUGGUGGCAGUGGACGUGUUGAUGGAUAGCCAGGGCUCCGCGUCGGAGCAGGUCGCUUUUCUGAAGACCCUUCGGCGCCGACGUCUUCCAGAAGACGCAUUUUACGCGUUUCGCCACAUCAUAUCGGCGAACGAUUCUUUGAUCUUGGAAGGUGCUGGCCCUGGCUUGCACGUGAAAUACUGGAAGCGCUGCUCCCAGAUGUACCCCCUCAGCAGUUCUUGGUUCCUGCUCUUCACAGACGCUGCCGCUGAGACGUGGACAGAGGUCAUGAAGAAGGAUUGCGCCGACUACCCAGCCCACUCUGCUACGCGUCUCCGCUGUCGGGCCUCGUAUCACGGGGGUCGCACCGUGGCCGCCCCAGCAGCCGCGACCACGCGGAUUUCCGCUGCCAGACGGCGUUCGGGCAAGACUCGUUCGACUUCUGAUUUGAUUGCGGAGGUCCGGAUCCGCGGCGAGGUGGGCCACGACGAUACCGCCAUCCUGGACAAGCUUAUGUCGCACGUCUGCGGAGCCACUGGCUUGCAGUUCCAACGUGCCGCCGAUAUCGAUAAUGCCAGGGCUGGCGAAUGCAUCCACUGCGUCAGUCCCGCCACCCCGGCGGGCACCCUGAAGGUCCUCGCCCGCGCGCCAGACGACAUCGGGCGUCUGUGCGCUGCCCUACGCGGGCAAUCGGUCGUAGUUGGAGCGGAUCACGCGGCCAUCGAGGUGAUCAAUGACCUGAUCAACAUUCAGAGGCGCCGGGGCCAGUUCGGACGCGACUACACGGUGUGCGCGUGGAACUCCCAGGCUCUCUUCGCUUCGGACCCGCGGAGGCACGCCGCCAAGGCGGAUUGCGUAUCCCGGCUGAUGGAACAGGCGGAUGUCCUCCUCAUCACCGAAUCUCAUGGCACCGAGGCUGCCAAUCAGGUUUGGCGCCCGCCGUGUGGGUUCACUGCCUGGUGGUCUCAGGGCCUGUCCGAGGGCUUGGCGGGGGUCGGCAUCGCGGUCACGAACUCUUUCUUCGCCCACUUCGAUCCUGACCCGAAGCAUGUCCACAUCUGGAGGGGUCGCGCGGCCAAGCUGUGCCUGCGAGGUCCCAGUGGCACCUUGGACCUGAUCGCCGUGUACUUUCACUCCGGCUCCAACGACAAUCGGGGCGAAACCGCCCUGGCUGCUCUGGCAGACGUGACGGAUGGGGAGAAAAAUCACUUCCGGAACGUCGUUGCGAGGCGCUGCGGCUUGUUCGAGCUCUACCAGGAAGACUUCGCCCACGCGUCGGCCUCCGCCCGAUCCCGCCUGGACCGCUUGUACUCCAAUUUCCACGCGCCCGCGCAACUGGACCGGCGGCUCCAGAUUGCGGCCAUAGAAUGGCGACACGAUUUGUCCCACCACCGUGCUGUCUUGGCCUCGCUGCACUCCGCCAGCCGCCUCGUCGACGUGGACCGACCGCUGCCGCGCAGGGCCCUCGUGCACAAUGAUUUCCCCAGGCGCCUGAUGUCGGAGUUCCGAGACCGGCGGCAGGCCAAUGUUGUCCGGCUUGGGCAUGGCGACAGAGCUCCGCCUCCCGCCGUCGAUCUUGAGGACAAGCUCGGGGUCGCGUUGCGCCUGAUUCGAGCCGUUGAGGGCGCGCGCCCAAGCGCUGUUUCUUCCUGCUCGUUUCGCCCGCCGGAGCUCAAGGACUUUGUCGACAACCCUUCGGAUUUCCACGGGGACCUCGCGAGAUCUCUUGCACGGCUCCGGGACCACGCCGUUGGCGUGGCUCGGGGUCGCGCCCUCGAGGAACUUCGCCGCUCGCGCGACGACCUCACUGAUCCGGGCGGCCGCGUUGCCCGCCGCGCCAGGCAGAAAAACAGCAGGCUGAAAUUAAUAUUGGCUCCAGGCCGGGCCGGCGCUCCUGGGGCCGUCCGCGAAGCCUCGGGCGAGGCCGCGACCUGCCCAGAGAAGAUGGCCACGACGCUUUCCGCUCGCUGGUCCAAGGUCUUCCAGGCCAAGGGCAUCAAUGGCGACCUGCUCGCGGAGUGGUUGCGGGAAGAUGGCGUUGCCAGACGGGCCGCGGACUCGCUGCCCUUCGACCCGACCAGGCUGAAGCUCAAGCGCAAGCGCAUCAUCCAGGCGUUGCGAGGGUCGAACAAGUCCUCGCAAGGGCCGAAUGGAGUCCCUUUUCUGGCGUGGAGGCGAUGCUGGAAGUUCCCCGCUGCGCUCCUGCACGAGGCGGCCGAGUUCAUCAUCCACUCCGGGGUCCAGGGCACCCCGCGCGAGGACAAUGAGAUGUUGAGCGGGGGCUUUCUCUUCCUCCUGCCGACAGAGCAGUCUGGCGUCGCCGCCGAGGGGGCGGCCGUCUACGAAUCGGCGAACGCGCAGCCACUGAACGUCGCCACCAGCGCGGAUAACCUGUUGCUCUGCAACCCGGGUCGGCUAGCCAUCGAGCCAGCGGUCUCCCAGCGCAUCUUCGACGGGAAGUCAAUGCUCGCAAACUUGAUCGACAUGGGCGAGGCUGGCAUGGCCGUGGAAU
This is a messenger RNA of Prorocentrum cordatum, 3350 nucleotides long. NCBI's taxonomy places the organism in Eukaryota, Dinophyceae, Prorocentrales, Prorocentraceae. The record is from the annotation of a GenBank genome assembly.